UUUUGAUAAAAGAUUUCGAAAGUUUUUUCAGAUUUAUGUGUAUUAUAAUAAUUGGAAUUUUCAUAUUUUUCAUAAAAUCUAUGCUAGAAUUUAGAGAUUAUGCUCAUAAAAACAAUAUUUAUGUAAUUCCCUUAUCAUACAAUUUGAUUUCUGUUUUUGCUGCUAUAUUAUUUAGUUUUAUAAAAAGAUUUAUUAGUAAAGUUUUUCAUACGUUUGUAAUGGAAAAAUUAAAUGAUAAAUAUGUAGGAGUUUAAAGAGAAUUGAGGGCUAAAAAAAUACUAAAAUGGACAUAUGAUACGUUAUAUUAUUCAACCACAACAGCUUUUAGUUUUUGGGCAUUUAAAGAUGCUGA
Ichthyophthirius multifiliis is the source of this 352-nucleotide messenger RNA. RefSeq names its product longevity-assurance protein, putative. The transcript has 3 exons. NCBI's taxonomy places the organism in Eukaryota, Ciliophora, Oligohymenophorea, Hymenostomatida. The annotation marks the transcript as partial. The record is from RefSeq and is a predicted model, not a curated record.